GUUUCCGAUCUCGUAAGCCAGUUCACCCACGUCGCGUAGAGAGAGUAGACGCGGUCAUACUCCAACGAAGCACAACGCUUCAUUAUUUUAAAUAAUUACUUCUAAUUAAUUACGGAUUUUAUAAUAUUGACUUUGAAAGUGUUUAUGCUUUAGUUGUUCAGAGAAAGGUGCCCCUACUUCUGUACAAUUAUUCAUUUCAUUGUGGACUUGGAAUUCGUCAGUCUAAGUUCAGUGUUCGAAAAUGGCGUGCUCAACUUUGAAGACUGUAUUGUGUUAUAUCCGAUUUUGGUUGGAUAGGGUUGUAGAUUUCAUAUUCUCAUUAUACUGGAACUGUAAGAAGGAGGUUGUUCCGGAUUUGGAGGAGAAACACGCUUUUUUGGCAGAAAGUGCACUUACAUUGGCGAGGAAGAUAAGAGAAAAGGAAUUGAAAUCGGAAGAUUUGGUGCGAGCUGUUAUUGAAAGGAUAAAACAGGUGAACCCGAUAAUCAAUGCAGUGGCGGAAGAGCGUUAUGUGGCCGCUCUGGAUGAGGCAAGAGAAGUCGAUAGAAUCAUCGCAGCUGGAAUGUCCGAAGAGGAGGCCAGAAAGAAACCGUUCCUUGGUGUCCCAUUCACAUUGAAGGAGAGCCACGCAAUGAAAGGCAUGAAAUUUACAAUGGGCCUUUGGUCGCGUCGUCGUGAAGUCGCUACGGAAGACAGCGAGGCUCUGGUUCGUCUGAAGGUAGCUGGCGCCAUUCCUGUUGCGACUACAAAUCUACCCGAACUCCUAAUUUGGCAAGAAACCCGUAACCCGGUAUACGGCAUGACAAAUAACCCUCAUCACACUGGACGGACGCCUGGAGGUUCCAGUGGAGCCGAGGCUGCCCUUACCGCUUCUUAUGCUACUACCAUAAGUUUGUGCUCGGACCUCGGAGGAUCUACCAGAAUGCCUGCGUUCUACUGCGGCGUGUUCGGUCAUUAUCCUACUCCUGGAACUACUAAUCUAAGAGGAGUAUUCUUCCGCAAAGGUGAUGAUACCGAUAAAGACUCCAUGUUAUCACUGGGCUUCAUUUCCAAACACGUUGAAGACAUUGCGCCUUUAACCAAAAUCGUGGCAGGAGACAAAGCUCACCUUCUGAAGUUAGACAGAGACAUCAAUAUUCAGGACAUUAAGUUCUUUUACACCGAAUCUGCCGAUGACUGUCACGUGAGUCCUCUGACUCCUGGAAUGAAAGCAGCUAUGAACAGAGUCCUAGCGAAGAUCAGCAACGAAAUAAAGUCCUCGGGCAACGGUCCUGAACCAUACAACCACGAAGGAUUCGGCUACAUGUACAAGCUAUGGUUUUAUUGGAUGUCCAAGGAACCUGAUGAUUAUGCUUCCUUGUUCAAUAAUGGAGUGGCUAAAGCUAAUUGUUUCGUAGAACUUAUUAAAAAGUUAACUUGUUUAAGCAGACAUUGCUUCUUCACGAUCAUGCGACUGCUGGAGUUGCAGGUAUUGCCCAAAGUAAACGCUGAAUGGGCUGAAAAGAUUACGAAGGACCUCAAGGAUGACUUAUUUGGUAAACUAGGGGAUAAUGGAGUGCUGCUGUUCCCUAGCGCGCCACAACCGGCGCCUUACCAUUACUCCUGUAUGGUUCGCCCGUACAACUUUGCUUAUUGGGGGGUGGUCAACAUGCUUAAAUGCCCUGCUAUUCAAGUACCCCUGGGUGUGAACAGUCAAGGCUUGCCAAUUGGCAUCCAAGUGGUGGCUGCACCUUACAACGACGCACUUUGCAUUGCUGUCGCCAAGUACCUCGAAAAGGAGUUCGGCGGUGCCGUAAUGGCGUGCAAAGUUAAACAUAGGCAAUAGGUUAUGGUUGGGAAAUUAAGCUGUAUGUCUACCGGGGUAACGAAUAAGGUAAAACAAUAAUUGCCUUAUUUUAUAAUAAUGUUGUAUCAGGGAUACAUGGAUAUGAAUGAACUAUUAAUGUAUUCCAAAUGAACUUUGUAUAAAAACAAUUAAUCUACGCAUUUCAUGUUAAAAUUUGUUGUUACUAACUUUGAAGUACUUAAUAUUUUUAAUUUGAAUUACUUAUUGAUAAUGAAUGAUCUAGUAGGUAGGUCUAUGUCUGUGUUAAGCUUUUUUAUUUAC
Messenger RNA from Hyposmocoma kahamanoa, 2107 nucleotides. RefSeq names its product fatty-acid amide hydrolase 2-like. Bases 242 to 1825 code for a protein of 527 amino acids. NCBI's taxonomy places the organism in Eukaryota, Metazoa, Arthropoda, Insecta, Lepidoptera, Cosmopterigidae. The transcript is spliced from 12 exons. The record is from RefSeq and is a predicted model, not a curated record.